AUGUCUGAGGACAAAAAGACCGUGGUUCUAGCCUACAGUGGAGGUCUUGAUACAUCUUGUAUCUUGCUUUGGCUCAAAGAACAAGGGUAUGAAGUUGUUGCAUUCAUGGUAAGAGGAAUUUGUUUCGUGAUACUCACGGGAUAACGAGUCGCUCGAUCUGUUCGAAGCUUAUCAUUUUAUACUGUCUCUGUAAAAUUUAUUUUCAUUGAAUCCGAUUGUCUGUUCGAUGAUUUCGACGUGAAGAAGACAACCCGUCUUGAUUUGAGUUUUUUGGACUCCUGUGGUGAGCUUUAUGUACAAGUUUGUAUCUACCGAUCGAUGGAUGACUCCUUGGUGCAAUAUGCAAAUUAUUAGGAAUUGAAAUCAAAAAUUGUAUAGUAGCUGAAGUCAAGCGUGAGUUACGGUAACCUAGAGAAACAGUAAACUUAUUCAAUUCUUUCGAAACGACCUAAUUAUGCUGUGAUAUUGACUAAGUCUUCCUAGAUUCAAGUUUUUUGAUUCGAUUGUCGUUUUUUCUCAGGCAGAUGUGGGACAAGAUGAAGAUUUCGAGGAGGCGAGGGCGAAGGCCACAAAACUGGGCGCAAAAAAGGUCAGCGAUAAUCCAAAGUUGCCCUGAAUUGCCACGUAAUAAUAGCUCUUUUUUUUAUGAAAGAUUACAUGUAUUUAUAAUGAUAACGCACCGUGAAGUGUAAACUAAAUUUUGAUUUCGAUUCACUGGACGUUGGUAAAAUUAGUUUCUCAAUGAAAGCAUUCAGAAAAAGAUAUUUCUUGGAGGAUGCAGUACAAAGCCAUUUUCCGGAGCUUUGAAUUAAAAUUGAAACCUUUUUGUGGGUGAACUAAGCUAUCGUACGUUUGCCCAAAAACCGCAAUUUUUAGUUUGAGUAAGGAUGGGUUUUCUGUAAUGGAAAUUAUGGUAAUUGAAAAGAUAAAUAAAGAUUUAUUGAUCUUCUUUGCCAGGUGCCUUAAACAAGCGCUUUUGGUACACCAGUUUCACUUUGUGUAAACUUUGAGAAAUUCGAUUUAGUUUACACUUUUUUCUUGGUUUUUACUUAAAUAUUGCCCAAUUGUAAAUUCUAUAUUUACUACAUGGAGAGUCAAUAUUAGUGAAGAAUAUUAGAGUAUCUGGUGGGAUGUUUUCUUCAUAAAUAAUUAGGAAUCCUUAAUUUUGGGGUUUUUAUAAGUAUAAGUUUUUGUGUCAUUUGUGAAAAUCUUGUGGUUAUGUGCAUGGUCUUGCAGGAUUUAAAUUAAAAGGCUCUCUUUCAAAGGGUAACAAACAUUUUUUCAUGACCACCAUAACAAUAAUUGGGUCUAAAUGAUCUAUUAAUUUUUUUCUGGAGGUUCUGAAAACCAAUUAGUAGUAAAUCAAAUGGAUUUAAUAAAAGCCCAUGGGAGGAGGGGGGGGAAGGUAGGCUUGAUUAUCAGCUGCUUUUCAGGAAAUGAGCCAUCCCUCCCUCCUAAAUCAAGUGAUUAUUGAAGACUGAGCUGGUGAAAAGGGUAGAAAUCGAGCUAAGGAGGGAAAGUGUGCACUCCCUAUUUCAGCCCAAACAGGUGUAUGCUACCAAAUAGGGCAUGGUUUUUAAGUCAUGAGUUUUAACAGGUUAUCCAAACUCAAUAUUUAUUGUCAUGAAUAAGAUGUCUUAUCAGGCCAGAAGUCUUGAACAGGAUGUAAAAUGAGGGUGGUGCACAGUCUCCAUCCCUAGUACUAACAAUUUUUUCAAACCUAAUUCCCAAAAAUUCUCAACCUACCUAAAUCAGGUUGAAUUGCGGUAAUCUGUAACAAUUUUUUGCUGUGAUUAGGGUUAUGAAACUAGUGGAUUUUGACUUAACCAUUUAUACCCUUAUAUCAGCAUGUAUAUUCUCCAUACUGUUCUCUAUACAUUUCCUAACAAGCUGACAAAGAGAAUUUUUAUACCAAUCAAGAGCUUCUUUAGUUGGUGAUCAUUUCCUUUAUUCUUGUGAGAUUAAUAUUUGAUUCAGUGAUGAUAUUGUAAGGAGAAAUUAGAUGCUAGUCACUCCUAGGGGUCAAAGGGUUGAAUAAGGUCUGAACUGAGGGAUUACAGUUGUACCCUUAUCCCACCUUUACCCCCUCAACCUCCACCAGGGACAAAUUAAGGGUGUUGAGAACUUUUAACUGAUCUUAACAUCUUGGAGUCUUUUCAAAUAAGUUAGUCACAAAGUCCUGUAUUUAGAACUUAUUGGUAUCUUACACUUGUAGUGGUUUUGGGUUCAGUGUAACUUGGAUUUGAAUCCAAGGGUCUCUUACCAUCCUGUUGGGUGUUUCACUGCUUCCCCUUUUUGCCUUACUGCUACUCAAAGUCUGAAUACAAAUUUAUCCCUUUCCCACAACUUCUUCCACAAUCAAAUAUUUACAUGUAUGAAAACAAAUUUGAUCUUGGCCCUUACAGAGGGAAUACUUGAAGAUUAGAAUCUAAUUAUCAGACUCUUUUCUCACUGAAUUGUUUACCUGUAAUAAUGUUUUUUGAAUGGCAGCUAUAAAACAUCAUUUUCCAAACAUGAAGUCAUUAUGUACAGUAUCCCUUGAAAAGCAUAUUUUUUCCAAUUUGUACCACAGGUGUUUAUUGAGGAUUUGAGAGAGGAAUUUGUCAAAGAGUUCAUCUUUCCAGCUGUACAAGCUAAUGCAAUUUAUGAAGAUCGCUAUUUGAUGGGAACAGGUAGGUGUUAUAUCUACUUUUUACUUGGUGUUAUAUCCAAUAAAAAUCUCCAAACAAUGACUUUUACAACUUCUACUUCAACAAUUUCUUUGUCAUAGCUGUUGCCAGGCCUUGCAUUGCUCGUCGUCAAGUCCAGAUUGCUCUUCGUGAGGGUGCAGAAUAUGUGUCCCAUGGUGCUACAGGAAAGGUAAAAUUAGUAUAGGUAAUAACAUGAUUUCAAGUGCAAUUUUGUGUUGAUAAGCAUGGGUAAAUUAUUUUUCAAAGAUAAGGUCAAGUGCAAUUUGUAGUCUUUGAAAAAUUUACAAAUGUUUAUUACACCAAAUUACAAGAGAAAUCAUGUUAUAUUUCUUGUAAUAAUGUACUUGAAAAAACAUCACAGAGAGUCAAGGGAGACAAAAUUUUGAAAGCAUGUGUGCCCUAUUUGUAAUUUGCACUUGAGUUACAACUUUGUAUUCAUGUUACAACUUUGCACCUGUGUUACAUGAGAAUGCACUUGUUUUCAGCCAAUCAGAAACACAUAAUUUUUUUUGUACAUUAUAAGAUCCCUUUCAGUGAAGGUUGUUGUUGUCUUUGCAGCCAUGUUGAAAUCAAGGUUUUUUUUUAUCAACUGGAACCAUAAAAAUACCCAGUGAUCCCAAUUUUGUAGCUUGAAGCUGUCAUCAAAUCAAAAUGAUUUGUUUGGCCACCUUGAUCCAAGCAUUUACUGAAUGUACAUGUUGUCUGUAGUCUGUGUUUUCACAACUUUCUUUAAAUUGUUUAAUGUAACAUUGAGUUGAAAAUACAUUAUUUAUUGACCUAGUGCUAAUCAAGGAAUUGUAACCUUAAGUACUUGAAGAACCAAUAACUUUCACUUGCCUAAUGGUGACUAUUAAUUUAUGAAUUUAUUUAACAGGGUAAUGAUCAAGUGCGUUUUGAGAUGACUUAUUAUGCACUGUAUCCAGGGGUUAAGGUAGGUUGAAAGCUAAGCAUUGACAUUAAGGUUUACCUGUUUAACAGAUGUAUGUCUGUUCAGUAAUGGCACACAAGAGGCAGCUGAGUACGUCACCUGCAGGAAAACUACCAAAACUCACAGAAAAACUACUUCAACUUACAACAUAAAAAUGGAGUUUGUUUUACAAAAAAUGUCUUCCACUAAGAAAUGUUGAAUUAAGUGAUAUUUGAGAUUGAAAAAUAUCCUUCAUGGAUAUUUAAACUUGGCUCCCAUGAUGAGAUUGUUAUCUUUGUGCCUGAUGAUAUAACUGGUACAGGGCGUGGUGAGGAAUAACAUGUUUUCAAAUCAGACAAAAUUCUAGUACUUUUUCAAUAUUUUUACAAUAGCAAUUAUAUCAUUUUUGAAUCCACAGGUUAUUACUCCAUGGAGACUUCCAGAAUUUUAUGACAGAUUCAAGGGAAGAAAGGACCUGUUUGACUACGCAGAAGUAAACAUUACUUUACUUUACAAAGUUACUUUUCUCUUUCUCAGUACUUGUGUGUGUAAAAUGAGUAAAGUGUCAAAUUUAUGAUUUGAAUCCCAUUAACCAUAACAAUUUUUAUCAAAAUAAUUGAGAACACAGUUAAUUUUCAGCCUUUUUCAAUUUUGCUUCUUGUAAGCAUUGCAUACCAAGGCCCAGUUGUAUAAAGGAUGGAUAACACUAUCCUGCAGAUAAAUGACUAUCCAGCUGAAAAGUGAUUGCAAAAUUUACUGUGGUAUCCUCAGGAUUGAGAUUUAUCCAGUGCAUAGCAUAUUCCAAGCUUCAAAGAACUGGGGCAAGAUGAUUAACUUGUUUAUAAUUUCCCUGCAGCAAAAAGGCAUACCAUUACCAGUCACCCCAAAGAAGCCAUGGAGUAUUGAUGCCAACCUUAUGCACAUAAGGUGAGGAUUUUACCACAAAAUUAAGUUCUGUAAAGAGUUUUUAUGGUGAUGUUUUGAGCCUUAGCCCCUCAUUAGAGCAAAGAGAAGAGAAGUUCUGUAAAGUUUACUAAUAAUUUAAACUAUAAUUAGCUGAAUAUGACCUUAGUUGUUUUACCCAGUUUUUGAAUUGCUAAACUUCAUGUGGAUAUCACAGUACUAUUAUGUAUUAAUUACUGUCAUCACUUGUUUUGUUCCAGUUAUGAAUCUGGAAUUCUUGAAAACCCUAAGGUCAGUGAGUGGUAAUUGAUCAAUGGGUUCAUGGUACUUUCAUCUUUAUUUUUGAAGAUAUUGACUCAAAGGAAGCUUAAGUUAUCUUUUCUGUUGGGAGAAAAGAUUAGUGAGCCUCCCUCAAACUGGAUUUUAACAUUUUGAGCCCUGUGUCUUUCUAAGGCCACUGUCUUGUGUUUUUGGGUAAGGCACUUGAUAUUGCCUGAGUACUAAUUCCUCAGGUGGCUCAGUCUUCUAUCGAAACCUUAUGUCUUUGUAACUAAAACCUGCUUUUUCCUUCUCAGACCAUGGCUCCAGAUGACCUUUACUGCUUUACAACUGAUCCAAAAUCUGCUCCUGAUGAGGUAAGCUUUUAAUGUUUCUUGUUUAUAAUUAUGAAUUUCCUUAACACAGACUUCUUCAAUGUAUCAUGCAGGUGAAGUGCUCUCAUUUACAUUUUGAUCAGGAGGCAAAGGGUUUUAUAAAUGAUGCAUAAUAAUAUUAAACCCAACAUUUAUUCUGUUAGCCUUGGCAAGUUGGGCUUCCUGGUUAAAUAUUAUUAUUAUUAUUAUUAUUAUUAUUAUUAUUAUUAUUAUUAUUAUUAUUAUUAUUAUUAUUAUUAUUAUUUCAUCAUCAGUUUUAUCUUUGCUUAUCUUCUUUCAUCAGCCAGAACAGCUCGAGCUUGAGUUUAAGAAAGGUAAUUAUUUUAAAACUAUACUUAUAAAAUAUCCUUCCUUUAAGCAUUGUUUUAAAUGAAUGUUUGUCUUAUAAAAGUAAUUUUUAAUACAUAUUUCAUGUAAUUUUUUGAUUCUCAUUGGUUUGAAAUUGACAUAAGGCAUAACUCUGAGCUGUCAGAUCACUUGAGGCUGACUUUCAGAGAAAACAAUAUUUAACUAAAGGUCUGGAGGUCCUGAGGUGUGUUUAUCAGUGUGAAGAUAAGCUGGUAACCUGUGAAGUCAGAAAGCAAGGGCACAGGGGAAAGAAGAGCCUCAGACAAAGCCAGAGAAAUUGACCUUGUAUGGAUGUCCUUGAGCUUUCGUUUCAUGGAUUUCUUUUGACAUGCGCAAAUAACUUUGCUGUCCUAAGAGUCUCAGCUACUUGUCCAAGGGACCUGUUUUUUUAAAAGUUUUUUUUUUUUAACUUGAAGCAAGUAACACACACACACACAGACAUGACCUCACUCACUGUUAUCUUUUAAACCCCAGGUGUCCCAGUUCGAGUUCAGAACUUGAAAGAUGGCACAGUUCAUGACAAACCAUUGGAUAUUUAUCUUUAUCUUAACAAAAUGGGGUCAGUAGAACAUGGCUUGGAGAUAAUUAUGUGGAAAUAAUUCAGUGUGUUAAAUUAGGUAUGGUUCUGAUUUGUAUCAUCGGAAAUUAAGAGCGACCGAGACGUACUUGAGAAAUCAGGAUUUUGUCCCUUUAUUCGUCUUGCGUUCAGCAGUUUUUCUCAUGCAACAUUUAGGGUGAAGAGAAAAGUAGACAUUCUCAUAACAUUAAAAAACAUUUUACUGAUAAUCGUCAGUCGAAGUGAAGGUCAGACGACCUUUUUUGUGGCAUGGUAAUGAAAAAAGAAACAGCUUUGUACUCUGCCACUAUUUUUGCCAUAAAUAAACCAAUGAUGUAUUACGGUAGUUACACCUGGUGAAAAUAGCGGGUCAUUUUUCACAUCCCAGUUGUUUUUCCCUUCAUGUUUUAGUGGACGCCAUGGUGUUGGAAGAAUUGACAUCGUGGAAAACAGAUUUGUUGGAAUGAAAUCCAGAGGUGAACGUUUUGCUGUAUUGCAUGAUGUCCUUAAAUCCCUUGGCUGUAUGUGUGUUUGUAAAUGAUGUCAAUAUGUUUUCGCUAAGUCAUGUCAAAAUAUGCUUGCUCGCAUUGUCAGCCUUCCUUUCUGGCAAUGGAAAAUUAGGAGAGGAAGCGGAGAAAUCCUUUCAUUUUGUCUUGUAACCAGCGAAGAGGCUGCUGCACAAUGGGAAAGACGUAGCUCGCGUUCCAUGUCCUUCUCUCUCCCCACUUCUUGCGAAAACUUGCGCUCUAAAUUGUUACUCCAGGGCUUGCUACUUAGGCUGUACCGUAUUUGGUACAAUACCAAUGAUUAAGAGCGCUCAAUAAAGGGUUUGUUACAGUUUUUCCUCAUAUCUAUUCUAUCUUUCAAAGGAAUCUAUGAAUGCCCCGGUGGUACCAUAUUGCGAGCUGCGCACUUGGACAUUGAGACAUUCACAAUGGACCGGGUAAGUUGUGAGAGACGUGAGUUCAUUAAAUGGAUGCUAAUAUAAAACCAUGCAGAGUUGUAUGAGAGAUGACGUGUAAGCGUUUUUCUCUUCUUCUGUAUGGAAGGAAUUGCGCAAAAUCAAGCAGAUGUUGGCCGGCAAGUUUUCAGAGCAGGUUUACUAUGGAUAUUGGUACAGUCCUGAAGGGGAUUAUGUGCGUUUCUGUUUGGACAAGAGUCAAGACAACGUGGAGGGAAAAGUGACACUGGAUCUUUUCAAAGGAAAUGUAUGUUUUCUCAAUUCUGUUACAGUUUUCGUGAAACUCUGUGGGUGCCUGAAAUUGUCUCCUGAACACUGUAUAAAUUACGUUAACGGUUAAGGUUGUAAACUUAUGGGGUAUAUUGGCAACAUGCACGACACACAUAAGAACUCUACCACCAAAACGCACGUCUGGAAAUGAAUUCUUGGGCAUUAUUUUUGUCCAUUUUGCGCUGCUAUAGUGAGCCUAUUGCCUUCGUUAUGAAGUUGACUGCCUGAAACGCUCGUGGCGUACUUGCUAGAAGCCGUAAUUCUAAUUAAGCAAGCUUUGUUGCUAUUUUUGUUGUCAGAAGUACAUGUAACUAUUUCAGUGAAUAUUUAUUUGUAUUAAUUUUCUUGUGUAAGGUUUACAUCAAAAGCCGUGAGUCUAAAGCAUCCCUCUACAACGAGGAAUUAGUCAGGUACAUCACCUUGUUCUUUUAUAGGCCCGAUAAAUGUCUGCUAAGUUGCAAGUCUGAGUGAAUUUCCAAUUACCCAUGUUCCAUUUUAGUAAUGAUGGUGACUUCUGCUAAGGUUAUCGAAACAUCAGUCACUACUACCGACAACAAUCCUUCUUAGAACUACCUUCACCCGGACGAUCAGACUGCACAAACAUCUCCGUUUCUCGAGUAACAUUAAAGUUCAAAAGAAUUUCUUUCAUUGAGGAAAUUUUACUCAUCCAUUUAUGCAAAUCCGUUACUGAGCGAUAGAUUCCUCACUUAGUUUUGCUUUAAAAUUGUCAAUCAUUACUUUGAAGGAAAUACGAAAAAUGUACGAGUUCUUAUUUCUUCCUCAGCAUGGAUACCAUUACUGGCUACAACCCACAAGACGCAGCUGGCUUCAUCAGAAUUAAUGCUCUGAGGUAAUGAAACAUUCUAUACGUACCCUUAGUCCUUCUUAUGUAGCAGAGGGAAAGCUGAUCAAAUUUAUCGACAGAGAAAAAAAGUUAAUUGGGUUAAAAGUUAAAGGUUAAAAGGUAAAAAGUUAAUUCUGCCUUUCUUCACCUCGUGUCUGGUUUAGAGUACUUCUGUCAUUCUCUUAACCAAUCAGCCUGAAACCAAUCUUGACUUGAUCCGUCGCCUUUUUCUUCGCCUCAGGGGAUCUUCCUGUUGCAAUUUAGUUCUCCUUCUUCCUUAUUAACGUUUGUGUUUACUUUGGCGACACUCAAUCGGAAUACAAACAUAAUAGUCAUCAGGUAUACUAGGCCAAAUAAAUUAUUGUGGAAUGUGUUAAAAAAAAAACCCAUUUACGAGAAAAGAGGCUAGAGUCCAAACUCCGUAGAAAAUAUGUAUUAAACCUGUUGCAUGUAAAUGAACCAUAACAUUUGGCUAGAGUAAAAACUCCGAAACGUCUUAAAAUUCGAAACAUAGGGGUAAAAAAUUUGAGCCAACAAAAGCUCAUAAACAACUAAAACUCCAUGAAAAACAAACAACAACAGUAGGCGUACCUAAAAAACGGAGUAUUUACCGUAGUUGAUCUUCUUUUGUAUUUAGCCAAGCGCCUCAAUAAAAGGAGGUGGCUUGAAGUAUGAUUAUAUGAAACUCCCUUUUAAAAUCAAGAGUAAAACCCCCAAGGGUCAUCAUUUAUCGCCGGGGGAGGGAGAAUCGGGUUUUGUUGUUGUUGUGUUGUUAAUAUUCCUAUCAACACCCCCCCCCCUCCCCUCAUUAGCAGUUAAUUGUCAGUCAAUUUUCUAUCUUCCCUCCUUUAUAUUCUGUUGGCGAUGACUGAUCCACCCUCCAUUCCCCCUGAAAACCAAAUGACCCCACCCCUCCUGUUUUAUUCUGCGGUGAGUGUAAUUAAGAAUUCAGUGACCACCUUGAGCUUUGCUUGUUUAUUCUUCUGUUUACUCAAGGCUUCGUGAACACAGCCGACUCAGAAAAGCGCUGAACAAGGGUGAAGAAAAUGGCGCCUGA
Messenger RNA from Pocillopora meandrina, 9189 nucleotides. Lineage: Eukaryota; Metazoa; Cnidaria; Anthozoa; Scleractinia; Pocilloporidae. The record is from the annotation of a GenBank genome assembly.